GGUCGUGAAAGAAAUCAAAUUAAAUGAAGCUCAAUGGGAUUCAACCCAUCAUCCAGCCUUUAGGAAGGCAGUCAUUUGGCCAGUGUUUCUGGUUAUGCGCUGCUGUGUAUGUUUAUGCCAGCGAAGCCUGCAGUGUUCACCAUCCAAGAUGGCUGCGGGUGAGAGCAAUAGCCGAUCCUCGUGUCUAAACUUGUCCAAUUCGGGUCCGCUGGGCAAUGCGCCGCCGAGCAACGUCGCGCACUCCUCGCCCGCAAGUAACGGGGGAGCGGCUGGUGCGGCCGGGGGAAUGAACCGAAAUGCGGGGAAUUCGAACCCCCUGUCGGGCCCGGAAAACGGCGGAGGCGCCGAUUCUUCGGUGAGAAUCGCGCCGAGCACCCAGAACCCUCCGCGGCAGUCUAUCGGUCAGAGCGCCGCGGCGGCUCACGGUGCGUCUGCGAGCGGAGCGAUAACGGGCGCUGCGUCAAAUAUGACGGCGACAUCAUCAUCAUCUUCUUCUUCAUCCUCGACAUCUACCGCAUCCGAUGCGUCCGCCGCCGCCGUCUCUUCGCUUCCCAGCAGCCCGGCUUCGGUUUUGGUUUAUCGAGAGCCGGUCUACAAUUGGCAAGCGACAAAAAGUACAGUGAAAGAAAGGUUUGCCUUUUUGUUUAACAACGAAGUGUUAAGUGACGUCCAUUUUUUGGUUGGGAAGGGAAUGGGAGUGCAGCGCAUUCCAGCCCACAGAUUUGCUCUCGCUGUGGGAAGUGCCGUGUUUGAUGCCAUGUUCAACGGUGGCAUGGCCACAACGUCGACCGAAAUUGAGCUCCCAGAUGUGGAACCGGCUGCAUUUCUAGCCCUUCUCAAGUUUCUCUACUCGGAUGAAGUGCAAAUUGGACCAGAGACAGUUAUGACCACCCUAUACUCCGCUAAAAAGUAUGCAGUGCCCGCUCUGGAAGCCCACUGUGUCGAAUUCCUAAAGAAAAAUCUACGUGCUGAUAAUGCGUUUAUGUUGCUUACCCAGGCUCGGCUUUUCGACGAGCCCCAGCUGGCCAGUCUCUGCUUGGAAAAUAUCGACAAGAACACUGCUGACGCACUGGCUGCCGAGGGCUUUACGGAUAUUGACCUCGACACACUUGUGGCAGUCCUGGAGAGAGACACGCUGGGGGUACGAGAAGUCCGUCUCUUCGGGGCCGCGGUGCGUUGGGCGGAAGCCGAGGCUCAAAGACAGCAGUUACAGACCACCCCGGAAAACAAGCGCAGGGUGUUGGGAAAAGCUCUUUCUCUUAUUCGCUUCCCUCUCAUGACCAUUGAGGAGUUUGCGGCAGGUCCGGCUCAAUCCGGUAUACUCGCAGACCGGGAGGUGGUCAGCUUGUUUCUACAUUUUACCGUCAAUCCAAAACCCCACGUCGAAUUUAUCGACCGUCCACGCUGCUGCCUCCGGGGAAAAGAGUGCAGUAUCACACGCUUUAGUCAAGUGGAGAGCCGGUGGGGCUACAGCGGAACCAGCGACCGGAUCCGGUUUUCAGUGAACCGAAGAAUAUUUGUGGUUGGAUUUGGGCUUUACGGGUCCAUACAUGGUCCAACUGACUAUCAAGUCAACAUCCAGAUCAUACAUACAGACAGCAACACAGUUUUGGGUCAGAACGAUACAGGCUUUAGCUGUGAUGGAACAGCCAGUACCUUUCGAGUCAUGUUUAAGGAGCCUGUGGAAAUCCUCCCAAGUGUCAACUACAUCGCCUGCGCCACGCUCAAGGGACCGGACUCUCAUUAUGGGACCAAGGGAAUGCGUAAAGUCACUCAUGAAGCCCCGGCCACUGGCAUCAAGACCUGCUUCACAUUCUGCUACGCUGCAGGAAACAACAAUGGCACUUCUGUAGAGGACGGACAGAUACCAGAAGUCAUCUUCUACACAUAAUGACCAAACAACAUCAUCUGACGAUUAAAGACUCUUGCAUCGCAUCUUGAGGCCAAUUCACCGGUCUUCCCGUAGACUGGCGACCAAAUACUGAUCUCUUAUUUCUAAGAGCUUUCGUUUUCAAGCAUGAGAAUUCAGUCAGUGUACUUAGGGUACAGCUGUCAUUUUUACCCGAGUAGCACACCGCAUAGUGAAAACUUACUAUGAGCCAAUUUUCACGUUAAAGAACAUGUAGGACACCACUACAGGUACGUUAUUUUUUUUGGCUGUCAAAUAUUAUGUCGAAAAUGGUGUUUGUUUUUGAUUACACCUUUGGCCCGAUUGUUAAAUCCUUCAAAACGCACCAACGCACUUAACACCUCGAUUCUCAGAGCAGGUUUGCAGAAAAUACACUACAUUUAGAGAAACGUUUGAUUCGUUGUAGAACGGAACAAUUCCUUUAAGGCAAUGUGAUCAGUAAAUGUUUUAAGUUGCUGUUUACCAUAGUUGGCCUUCUUGUUUAUUAAGCACUUGCAUUCAUGACCCAUGUACAAAAGCUCUUAAAAAGUAUAGACUGCAGUAAAAUACUGAACACAUUUCUAUUGAUUCAAAAUAUUGUUUUCUUGACAUGCUGUAUGUUGAUCAAAGACGAGUAAGAUGAACAGGAAACAGCUUCAUGAAUGUAUCAAUGCUUACCUUGUAAGCGCUGUAAAUAUAUUGUUCUUGUCUUGGUUCUGUGUUUAAUUAAAGUCUGCACCCCUUGUUUGAAUCUCA
Messenger RNA from Triplophysa dalaica, 2644 nucleotides. It is a transcript of the gene btbd2a, whose product is annotated as BTB (POZ) domain containing 2a. Bases 95 to 1891 code for a protein of 598 amino acids. Gene Ontology annotation, molecular function: protein binding. The record is from RefSeq and is a predicted model, not a curated record. Lineage: Eukaryota; Metazoa; Chordata; Actinopteri; Cypriniformes; Nemacheilidae. The transcript is spliced from 9 exons. Gene Ontology annotation, cellular component: P-body; cytosol. Gene Ontology annotation, biological process: neurogenesis.